Messenger RNA from Telopea speciosissima, 1831 nucleotides. RefSeq names its product serine/threonine-protein kinase WNK1-like. The record is from RefSeq and is a predicted model, not a curated record. Bases 49 to 1809 code for a protein of 586 amino acids. Gene Ontology annotation, molecular function: protein serine/threonine kinase activity; ATP binding. Gene Ontology annotation, biological process: intracellular signal transduction; protein phosphorylation. Lineage: Eukaryota; Viridiplantae; Streptophyta; Magnoliopsida; Proteales; Proteaceae. The transcript is spliced from 3 exons. Gene Ontology annotation, cellular component: cytoplasm.
CCCAGAAGGCAAAUCCCAACUCAUUUUGUUCUCUGUUUCAGUUCCACCAUGACGCAUCCCAUUUUGUUGCUUGGACUUCUGAUAUUACCAUAUUUUAGUGGUUGUCAAGCUGAAAAUUACUUUUCACAAUACUGGGAAGAGCAUAUUAGUCUUACACAACCUCCACAUUGGUUAGCUGCAAAGGCUUCUCCAUUAAGUAUCCAUCAGGUGGCAGUGUUUAUGAAGCUUAUUGAGGAAAAUGAAUUGUCUUCCAAUCUAUUUUUGUUCUGUGAGCAGGCUAAUAUUGCUUGUUCUACAAAUUCACUGGUGAAGAAGAUAAUAGAUGACACAAUCUUACCACCAAUAGCUCAAUGGAAUGAUGAAAAACUGAAAUAUGAAGACCUUCCUAAUGAAACACCCUUAUCGGUUGCCAAUCAAGGUGGAUUGCCAUAUUUUCGAGAGUCAAUGGUGAGAGAGGGAGGUUUCAUGCCUGUCCCUGAUUUAAGAGACCCAAUGUCAUAUAAAUCGUUCUUGCCGCGAUCUUUGGCAUCAAAAUUCCCAUUUUCCUUUGCUCGGAUAAAGGAAUUGAAGAAGCUUUUUGGUGUAGUUGUCGAUGAAUCAAACAUGCAUGAGUAUAUCCAAGAAACAGUUGAGUUAUGUGAGAAGAGACCCAUUCAAUGCAAACAAUGCACUUGUGUGACUUCAGCCGAGGAUCUGAUUGAUUUUGUUGUCGAAAAGUUAGGGCACCAUGUGAAUGUAUGGAGUACUGAGAGUGUGGAAGGAUCUUAUGAGAAUGCCACAAUUGGAUCUGUGAAACUCAUAUAUGGAAAUCUCUCUGAACCACCAGCCUUGUGUCAUACUUUUUCCGGAGUAUCCAACCAUAUGGGUUCUUUGGAAGGCGAUGAUCUAGAGCCUCCCGACUGUCCUGACCCUGACGCCGUAGAGACAGACCCAACUGGUCGCUACAUUCGCUACGGCGACGUUCUCGGCAGAGGAGCUUUCAAGACUGUCUACAGGGGAUUCGACGAAAUUGAUGGAAUCGAAGUAGCGUGGAGUCAAAUCGAGCUCGAUUGCCUGUCGCAGAAGCCACAAGAUAUUGAAAGGCUUGACUCCGAAGUUCACCUUCUCAAGUCUCUGAAGCAUAACAACAUAAUCAAGUUCUACAGUUCAUGGGUCGAUGAUCGAAGCAAGACCAUCAACAUCAUCACCGAAAUUUUUAGCUCAGGGAAUUUGAGACAGUACAGCAAGAAGCAUAAGAAGGUGGAUAUGAAGGCCGUGAAGGGUUGGGCGAGGCAGAUCUUAAUGGGUCUCGAUUAUCUUCACAGUCACAGUCCCCCUGUCAUACAUAGGGACAUCAAAUGUGAUAACAUCUUCAUCAAUGGCAACCACGGUGAAGUUCGGAUCGGCGAUCUCGGGUUGGCAACGGUUCUACAAGAGACAAGGGCUCGGACCUAUAUCGGAACGCCGGCGUUUAUGGCACCAGAGCUUUAUGAAGAAGAUUACAAUGAGUUGGUGGAUAUAUAUUCCUUUGGGAUGUGUGUGCUAGAGAUGGUGACUUUUGAAUUGCCUUACAGUGAAUGUAAGAACCCAGCUCAGAUUUACAAGAAGGUAAUGGGUGGAAUAAGGCCAGAUGGGUUAUCUAAGGUGAUGGAUCCUGAAGUGAAGAGGUUCAUUGAGAAGUGUCUUGUUCCAGCAGAGGAAAGGUUGUCUGCCAAGGAGCUCUUGAAGGACCCUUUUCUACAAACUCUGGCUGGUCUGUGUGAUUACCCUGUUAGUUGUUUCUCUUCAAACCCAGAUGUGAAAAACUUUCUUUGUAUUCAAGCAAUGUGAAUUUUGUGACAAUUCCUUCAAA